AUGUCUCUUCUUAGGAGUAUCCAAGAGAUACUUGCUUCUUCAGGCAGCAUGGGGACAAUGAUAGCUUGGCUCAUCAGUUAUAAGCCAGCCUUGUUUGGGUUCUUGUUCCUUCUGCUGUUGCUUAGCAACUGGCUGGUCAAGUAUGACCGUAGGCUCGCACCGCCAAGACCCAGUCAGGACAAGCUGCUGGAGCGGCUGGUGUUCAGCGAGAUGAAGCUGAAGGUCUUGGAAAACCAGAUGUUCAUCGUGUGGAAUAAGAUGAAUCACCACAGGAGGCCAAGCCGGGGGCGGGCUUUGUCCUUGAGGAAGCAAAAGAUGAAGCGGCACCAAUCGAUUUGCUCCAUUUUCUCUCAAGACACCAGCAACUGCUUUUCCUAA
Echinops telfairi (small Madagascar hedgehog) is the source of this 378-nucleotide messenger RNA. RefSeq names its product testis expressed 46 (gene TEX46). The transcript has 2 exons. Bases 1 to 378 code for a protein of 125 amino acids. The record is from RefSeq and is a predicted model, not a curated record. Lineage: Eukaryota; Metazoa; Chordata; Mammalia; Afrosoricida; Tenrecidae.